Messenger RNA from Lecanosticta acicola, 1095 nucleotides. The record is from the annotation of a GenBank genome assembly. Lineage: Eukaryota; Fungi; Ascomycota; Dothideomycetes; Mycosphaerellales; Mycosphaerellaceae.
AUGCGCAGUCGGCCGCCUGGCUUCUGGAGAAGGUCCGAGUCCAUGUUGACGCUGCUGAUCGCCCUGCUCUUCCUAUGUCAAGGAGUGCAGGCGGCGGAAGCAUGGGCAUGCGACACUGUGCUGUUCGAUUCGAGCGAGCCACCACCUCUUCCCAACUGGAUACUCGGCGAUCAUCUGGAUAAUCAGCUGGAUAAUCAUCUGGAUAAUCAGCUGGAUAAUCAUCUGGCUAAUCAUCUGGCUAAUCAUCUGGACCGGCGAGAAGAUGCGACCUCCUUAGCAUCGCCCACAGCGAGUGGCAAUCUCCAAGUCGCCACCCAGACGGCAAUGGCAGCGCUGCCAACCCCUUUCGACUCCAGCUUGGGCAACAAUUUCACCUCCUCUACUUGUCCGACCUUCUUUCAGAAUUUCCUGCACGCCCAGGCCUUCAGAGACUGCCUGCCUCUGUCCUUGUUGUUGCAGGUACGUAAAGGCAACCCGACCAACCCGCGAAACACGCCCCAUCCUAACAUCAUCUUGUAGACCUCCAAUGGCUUCUUCGAGGCCUCUCGCUCAUUACUCAGCGUAACCCAAACCCUCGACGCAACCUGUAACGUCAACUUCGGCCAAUGUUCCGCUCUCAUGUCCACCCUCGCUCAACAAGUCCUUCUCCCAACCACCUGCGGCGAGGACCUACAAAUGCUCAAUCCACUCGUCACGCAAGCGCGAAACGGCUUCUUAGCCUAUGCCUCCCUCUAUCAUGCCGGAUGCCUUACAGACUCAGAUGGCAAUUACUGCUACGCCAACGCCGUCACGAACGUCUCCGCACCCACCAGCAGCUACAUCUACUACCUCCCGCUCGGCGUGCAACUCCCGGGCGGUGCACGACCGGCUUGCAACGAAUGCCUGCGGAACACCAUGGCCAUAUUCGCAGAUCAGGCAGCGAACUCCUCCCAGCCGCUGAGCAAAGACUACACCAGCGCUGCACAGCAAGUGCAGAUGAACUGCGGGCCUACAUUCGUCGAGACGGUGGCACAACACGUCGGUGCCGCCUCAUUACCCAGCUCUCCUGGCUUGUACCUGACACUACCGGUGAUGCUACUCGCUUAUCUCAUCUGA